Molecule: messenger RNA, 4509 nt
Organism: Anneissia japonica
Lineage: Eukaryota; Metazoa; Echinodermata; Crinoidea; Comatulida; Comatulidae
Product: coiled-coil domain-containing protein 186-like
Exons: 17
Coding region: 185-3532 (1115 amino acids)
Biological process (GO): vesicle cytoskeletal trafficking
Cellular component (GO): trans-Golgi network
Molecular function (GO): small GTPase binding
Source: RefSeq, a predicted model, not a curated record
UCCGGCAUAACAACAGACCUGUAGGAGCUUUUUAUUGACGCUUGGAUUCGUUUUUGACAAUCUAAUUUCUUUUCUUACCUUAAAUAGUACAUAUGUGACAGUUAAAAAGGUAAACUAUAUGUCGGAUUAAAAAGCAUUUCCUUGAUGCUGAAAUGGAAACAGGAAAUGUCUAUGUGUCAUUAAGAUGGCAGAGGAGGAACAGUUGGGAGAAUUGAAGGAUGAACUAAGUAGGUCUACUUUAACGAUCGAUGAACAGCUUAUCCCAGAAAGUAACUAUGAAAUUGGUAAUGAUGCUGCUGCGUCCGGUGAUGAGCCUGUAAAACGAAACAGUAACAGUGAAUUGGAGUGGGAUAGCACGCAAGACUACGUGGAACCAUUUGUUAGCAUGGAGAAUUUAUCGAUGCCUCAGGUGGAUAAUGUUUUCCCAUCUGCAAGUAAUGCAGAUGAUGGAAACCGCUCAGUAACCCCAGACAGUGAUGAGGAAAAUGUGUCACCUGAAAUUUUAGACUCAGCUGAAGAUUGUCAGGAUAAUAAUAGUAACGGGUCAGAAGAAAAAGAUUUGAGUUCUGAUCAGGCGGCAAAUAUUGAAUCUGCCAUUACCGAAUCAUUGAAAGCAGGGUCAAAAGUAACAUGUGAUGCUGAUGUUCAUUCAGUAAAUGACAAGGAUAUUGCACAAAAUGAUGAAGCGUUUAACCAUAAUGAUACACUUGAAAAAGAGUUAAAUGAAAUUCAAUCUAAACCUACUACUGAGAAUGAGUCAGUAAAAUCUACAUUGUCUGAAGAUUCUCUAAAAUCCUCCGAAAUGUCAGAACCAGCAGUAGAUAAGCUGGUGUCUGAUGGUUCUUCUCCUGAAGAUCUUGCGUCUGACCCACAACCUCAUUUAGAAUCUUGUAUAGAAGAUACAUCAUCCACUUCAUCUAGAAUAUUACCCAUCAUUUAUUCUGAUGCUUCCACUGAAAAUCUUGAACACAAUUCUGAGAGGCCCAAAGACAGUGGUGCAGAGUUUUUGGAAUCUGAGGCAAAUCUAUUAAACAAUAAAAUACAAAAUACUGAAGGAAUCACAGAAAGAACUAACAAAAAUGUGGAUAGCAUAGGUGAAAUGAAUGUUAAAAGAUGUGAAAUGACAAAUCAAUUAAAUGAAAUAUCAAAAGACAAUACAAGCAUCACCCUCCCAGAGGAAGGAUGCUUGGAGGAUAUAAAAGCCUCAGAAAACCAAGUGGUGCUUACCUCAAGUGAUGCUACUCCAUCUCCAUCCCAAUACUAUAAUGACAAUGAUGCUGCUGAUUCAUUGCUCUCUGAACUUGAGGAUUUGCUCUCGAGUGACUCCAGUGAACUAGAUUUGCCGAAUGGACUGCGAAAGGAAGCCAUUGACAUCCAAGAAAUGGCAGAGUUGAAGCGAAUGAAGGUAGAAUUUGAACAAUUAAGGAAAUCAUGCGAGGAGAAGAAUGAAGAAAUUAAACGAUUACAGGAAUGCAAGGAGACCUCUUCCCAUCAUAAACAAGGUGGAGAUGAUAAUAGUACUAUUCAACAAAUUACAGAAUUGGAGACUUUAAAAGAAAACCAUUUACUUCAAAUAAAAGAGUUAGAUGCAGUCGUGGAGCAACAGAAGAAAGAGCUUCAGUUGAGCAAAGAACGGCAACUGUCUCAUGAUGCCGCCGCAAAACGUACAAUUUUCCAACUUCAGCAAGAAAUGACGUCUCAAAUAACUCAAUUAAAAACCAAAUGUGAAGAAACAGUAAAAGAGAAGGAAACCAUGGUGAUCAAGUAUGCCAGGAGUGAAAAUGAAGUGAUGGAACAACAGAAAGUGAGAGAAAGUUUGGAAAAGAAAUUGAGGGAAACUGCAAAAACAUUAGAAACUGUUACACUACAACUAAAGCAGUUGAAGGCUGAUCGAGCCAAGUUAAAGGGAAAGUUGGAUACAAAGGAAAGUGAGUUAGCUAACCAGCAAAAAGAUGUAGAACAGCUGAAGGAAGAAGUUGGUUCACAGGGUAUCAAAGUUAAAUGGGCCCAGAACAAGUUAAAGACCGAGUUAGAUGCUCACAAGGAAACAAAGGUUAAACUUUCAAAGACAGAACAGAGAUUAUCAGAAGCCAAAGAAGAGACGGAGCAGAUAAGAAGGAACUGUCAACAGAUUAUUAAAACUUAUCAGGAAUCAGAAGAAAUGAAAUCCAAUUCAUUAGAUGUGGAGCUUAAGAAAAAGAAGGUUGAGCUUGAGGUUCACUUGCAAGAGCAGACCGACAGAGAUGAGGUUUAUAAUGCCAAAACUACUGAGCUGGAAUCAUUGAAGAAAACAUAUGCUGACUGUAUGGCUGAACUUGAUUCAUUGCAAGUUAAGACAAAGUGUUUAGAAGAUGAACGAAUCCAGAACGAAAAUCUCAUGUCGAGUCUAAAAGGUAUAAUCAACUCACAGAAAGAAGAGAACCGGAAACUCACUCGACAAGUCGAAGAAAUCGUUUCACUACAGGAACUUCUUGAAGAUGAGAGGGAGACCAUAGCGAAGCUUGGCGCAGAGGUGAAAACAUUACAUUCUAAUAACAUGGAUCUAAACUCUGACCUUACGACUAUGCGACAGAAAGAAGCUGACCUACUGAGAUUUACUGAGAAGAUUACUGUAAAAAAUGCUGAUCUGCACUCAGAAAACACUACACUUCAAGAAAAUGUAAUACAAAUAAAUCAAUAUACUUCUGAACUGACCUCAUUAAAACAGUUCCAUGGAGAAGAGAGUGAACUUCUCAGGACCAAAGUGAACGAGAAAUCCAAAGCUGUGGAACAAUUAACAAUCCAGCUAGAAGAUGCUAGAGAUGACAAUAAAACCCUGAAGAGAAAGCAUGUUGCUAACAUGAAGGAUAUUACUAGGCAACUUCAGCAAGCUCGUAAACGCUUAGAAACAUUUGAGAACCCGGAGAACGGCCACAAAGACAGCCUUAGCAUAGGAUCCCGUACCAGCUCAAAUGGAUCCCUAGACACUCUGCCUCCAGCUAAUAGUCAGGGGGUCGCUGCCCCUGCUCUUGAUGCUGAUGGAUACAGGAGAACGGAGAGUCCCACACAGCCUCAAGAUCGUUCAGGCAGCGCGGGUGACUUCCCUGGUGUAAACAAAGCAAUGCUAGUGGAUAAGAUCAUCCGACUUCAGAAGGCAAUGCACAAAAAGAAGGAAAAAAUGGACUUUAUGCAAGACCACAUGAAUCAGCUAGUGGAAGAAUUGCAAAAGAAAUCAAAAAUUAUACAGAUGUACGUUCUUCGAGAGGAAUCGGGGGCAUUGGUUCCAGUUGCAAGCGAUAUUAAUAAGGCAAAGAUGUCAAGGCAAGGUGGAAUAAUGGCAUCUCUUUACAAAUCCCAGCAAUCUGACCCCUCAAUGAACCUUGACCUGUCGCUGGAAAUCAACCGCAAACUACAAGCUGUUUUAGAAGACACAUUACUGAAAAAUAUAACACUUAAGGAGAGUAUUGAAACUUUAGGAAAUGAAAUAGCAAGGAUUACCUCACAUGAAAUGGAUCGGAGCAGAGGAGGGCGCACUGUCAAGAAAGUGAAAUGACACGUCCGAUAAAAUGAAAAGGCACUUCAUAGACUAAAAUGUGAAUCAUAGAACUGGAGAGGAGGAGGACAAGAAUACUUUUUUGAUUGAUUGAUUGACUGAUGUGAAUUAUAUCAGAGUAAAAGAGAACAAAUUCUCCAGAAAGCGAAAUUGUGUGAUGUGUGCUAAAAGAACUCAUUUGAGAGGUAACAUAGCAGAUCUGGAAACAAUUUGCGAUUGAAUAAAAAUUUGCAGAACUCAUAUUGGGAUUCGAGCAAAUGAGGACGCACACUCAAGAAUUUGAUGUGACAUUAUGUGCGAUAAACAAAUUGCUUAGCAACCCUCACUUGAGGUGUAUAAGAGCAAAUGAGGGCGCACCAUUGUUUAUCGAAGCAAUUGGCAGAGCUUACGUGACAUGAAAAAAAGAAUCGAAAUUCAUGAUGUACUAUUUUUAAAAAUCGGUUGUCGUACCUCAAGUGAGGUGAAUCAGAAAAAUAGGAGAGCGUACCAUCAAAAAAGAAAAAAAAUGACACAAUGCCUAAUUAAAACAUCAAGCUCUCCCGCGAUUAGUCAAUAGAUACCAUACACCUGGAUAAUGUCAUUUAUUUACUGCCUUUGUAAUCUGAACUGUGGUUGCCAUGGAUGUUGGUGGGUUUAAUUACUCUGUCCUUGUCAUGUUCUUUCUGCUGUACUUCUGAUGAACACUUUGUGUCAUAUGUAGUAGUGUAUUGGAACACCAUAAUGCUCAUUACAGUUGAAGAUUAAUGUGGGUUUUUUUUUUUAAUCCUGCACAAGUUUUUUAUAAUCUUGAAUGUUAAUAAAAUAUAUAAUAACUUUUUUAAAGACAUGCUUGAUGGUCUGCCCUAAUGAAUUAUGGGUAUUCUGGAAAGUAGCACAACAUUUUCCUUUUUCUACAGGUAACAGUUGAGUAAUCAUUGAUAUCUUGGGAAAUCUAUCAUAAGUCUGGAAUAAGGAUAAAUUAUAUUUAUAAAAAAAAA